Molecule: messenger RNA, 2883 nt
Organism: Iphiclides podalirius (scarce swallowtail)
Lineage: Eukaryota; Metazoa; Arthropoda; Insecta; Lepidoptera; Papilionidae
Source: the annotation of a GenBank genome assembly
AUGCUAUUGGACAAACUGAUGGACGGGGAAUCUGUGAGCGCGGGCGAUCUGCUGUCGUCGAUCAAGAGAUUCAACAGCGACGAGAGGGAGCACGGAGCAAUCAAGGCCCUCCUUAAGAACUUCAUCCUGCCAGACACUGCGACGGACAUGGCCGUCAAGGGGAAAAGAGAUGACGAGAGGUGCGUGUACACAAUACCGAUACAGUCCUCGCUGUCCCCGAAAAACGCGAGGCCUCAGACAAUGGACGGCGCGAAGCAAGCAUUCAUAAAAUCUACCGUUAACCCACAAAGGAAUCUCAGCAAAGAGCUAUAUUACGCACAAAUAGCUAUUACGACGGAAAGCGAUGACACGAGGAGUACUGGCGGGGGGAAAUUGCCGGAGCAGACAUCGCGCGACCCAAAGAUCAGCAAAGAGACUCCUACCUAUGUACCGACAGAGCUCUCUAGUAACGUCAGGAGAAAAGUCGAACAACAGCAAAGGAAAGUGAGCUUUAAAAUAAAAAACGUAACAUCCAAUUACAAAAGGCCCCCGCUGGCGACAAAAACCACAAUGACAAUAACCAGCAACAAAGUAUCGGAGCUCACCAAAAAGUUCAACGAUUUAAUGAAAGAGCCAAACAAGAGUCCUAUUAAGCAAUCAAAGCUCGCGAAAACAAUAGAGGAUUUGCAGACGGCGUCUAAGUGCUCGGUCAGCAAUAGCUCCACUCCGUCUUCUACGUUAAGUUCUAGUCCUAAUAUUAAAAUCGUCGUUCGACAUAGAAGGAGCUCGAAAAAGAGGCACCCUAAGAAAAGGUGCUCCAGUAUGGACUCCAUAGAUAAAUUAAUUUUAACCGAAGGCACUUCAGGUAAAAUAAGAGUGAUACGAUCUAAGUCGGACGGUAUGAGGAUUCCAAAGUCACCGAAGAAACGAUUGAAAUAUCAAGAUUCCAGCGAACAGCAAAGUGGCUCUGAUUCCAUCGACGGCACGCCCACCAAAUCAAAGGCUGCUGACACUACGUCAGAUGAAAAACCACACCAGGAGUUGAAUGUUAAAAAUGUUAUCAAAAAAUUCGAAUUUGAAAUUAGUGCCCACUCAAACUCUACCAACACUCUUAAGAAACAACUGAACACACAGAACAGCAACUCUACAAGUGGCGAACCGCGAAAGGAAAAACCCAAAGUACCUGAAAAGAAAUCAACAUUAGUUUUAACGAAGAAUCUUGUAGUCAAGGACGGUGUCCCGAAAAUCAAGACGAUCAGACCGAUUUCGGGAGAUUUAACUAGCAGAAAUACAAAUGACAGUAAAAUAACUAUUCACGAAAGUACCAAAAAAAGAGAACCCAUUUAUGACAAGAAGAAAUUCAAAACAAAUUACAUACAUCCCGAAAAAUUGACAUUGCACCCCGUUGAAAUUAUCCAAGAGGAUCUCGGUGAAACUACUGCUUAUAAUACAGAUGUCCACGAACAAACUGUCGUUGUUACACAUAACGUAGAAAAUGAGGAUGAAGCCAAGUCAAAUAUUACUCCUAACGAAUCUUUCCUGUGGCGACGAAAAAGUAGCAACCAGAUUUACUCAGAUUGUGAGAGGACUGUUUCUGAAGGUCCUUACGGUUUUGUUUGCGUGACGGUCAAUGACAUCACAUCAGGUUACGAACAAGUGGUAGAUGCAACGAAGGAAUCUCAAACGGAUGAUCAAAAUGAAUCUCAUCGUGGCACGUCCACCAUUAAUAUCAAAGGCGACUCAAACUCUGACUUUGAAAGCAAUUUAGUUGAGGCCUACAACAAAGAGGUGCUUGUAGGCUUCACAUCGAAACCGGAAAAGGAAGAUUUGAUAGAAGACGACUACGAAGUGCUGGAACCGAGGGAUACCGAAAACAUAGUCAUAAUUCCCGUGAAAAGUAGCGAUAGAUCGUCGAAAAUAAACUGUCCUUUACCAGAAAUACCAAAGGAGCCUUCACCGUCGGUGACGCCUAAGGAAGAGAAUAUAUACCAAUCACUUUUAGAGGCGAGAUCGCACCCAGAAGGGGAUGAAAGCAGCUUGCACAAUUACGAGUUGUGCUUCGGACAAUUGGAAGAGAGGACAAGAGGCGAUGGGGACAGCGAUGACGGUUACGAAUACUGCAAGUCGCCCGUGAAGCCCUAUUGCCUGACGUCCAGCUCGGGCAUCCAAAUAGCCGAAGACUACCAGCCUUACGGCGCACAGAGCAAGAACUACGCGAUCACCAAGUCCGUGAGCGGCGCCUCCACUGUGAGCUACGAAAAAAUCGGUCCCGAGAGGAUCUACGAGAAGAUACCCGCGAAGUCUAAAGAGAGCAGCCCGACCUACAGCGGUAGACACUCGACGGUGUCCGACUACGCCGGCUACGACGACGGCGAGAACAUCUACGACACUAUCAAACAGGCCGAUGGCACCUCGCUCUCUCACUGCUACGAGAGUAUACCGAACAGCCCGAGCAUGGUGAAGCUGAGGCGGAGCCUGAAGAGCCAGCUGGCCAGCGCGGUCCAGAAGCGGCUGUCGUUCGACAAUAUGUCCAACGUGAGCCAGUCCACGCUGUCCAGCGAGCAAAAGACUAACAGCAUCUACGGGCAGCGAUCCGUUCUCAGCUACAAUGGUCAGGAGAUCGCCUUCCAAGUGCCAAGCAGCAGCACCAGCGUGAGCGACAGGAGCGAUCGCAGCGACGACUGGGUGGACGUAUCCGACGAGGAGAAGGGAGAUGAGCAGAAAAUUGUCAUUGUGCGUGAGAGGAGCCGGGGAAGGAAAAGUCCACUUAGCUGGUCACAAAAAGUUCGGCACCAAUGGCAGAAGACGCCAAAGCAGAAGAGCGACGAAAAAGGUCAGCGUGGGUGCUCGCCAUUUGUUGCCGGAUUCCAGCGGCGCCUAGAUCCAUUUAGAUUGCCCCUUGUA